This is a messenger RNA of Cannabis sativa, 696 nucleotides long. RefSeq lists its product as uncharacterized. Lineage: Eukaryota; Viridiplantae; Streptophyta; Magnoliopsida; Rosales; Cannabaceae. The coding region runs from base 1 to 696 and encodes 231 amino acids. The transcript has a single exon. The record is from RefSeq and is a predicted model, not a curated record.
AUGUGUAAGUAUAUUUGGGCUAUUGCAAAUCAGCAAGAAAGUUUGUGGUUGAGAUGGGUGCAUAGUGUAUAUAUCAAAAGAGAUUCUUGGUGGAGUUACAAAGCUUCUAUCCAUUCGAGCUGGUAUUGGAGGAAGCUUGCAGCUGUUAAGGAACCUCUGAAAACCAUCCAGAAUCCGAUUGAAUUCCAAGAGAAAAAAUAUGUGAUUGCUGAAGGUUAUGACUUACUCAAGCCAAAUCAUGAUAAAGUAGCUUGGAGCCGAGAGGUUUGGGCAAGACUAAACAUCCCCAAACAUAGUGUGAUACUUUGGUUGGCCAUGUUGAAUAGAUUAAAGACAAAGGAAAGGCUUGUCAAGUUUGGAAUUCAAAUUGAAAGUAGGUGUCGAUUAUGCAAUGCUCAUUCAGAGAACACACAACACCUAUUUUUCAACUGCUCCUUUCCUGAAAAGUGCUUACAAGCAGCCAAAAAUUGGCUGGUGUGGGGCACGGCUGCUAAUGAGCUUCCCUUGAUCUUGAGAUGGAUUAGGAAAGCUAAAAUAAGUAAGUUUAGAAAGAAUGUAUUGGCAGCUGUAAUUGUAGGUCUGGUGUACAGAAUUUGGGAGGCUAGAAACAAGCUUGAAUGGCAAAAUGAGCAGCCGAAGAGUGAUGGAGGUUGUUCGGUGGAGAAUCAAAACUCGGGUGACUAUGUUUUUGCCUAA